Molecule: messenger RNA, 417 nt
Organism: Thermothielavioides terrestris NRRL 8126
Lineage: Eukaryota; Fungi; Ascomycota; Sordariomycetes; Sordariales; Chaetomiaceae
Exons: 2
Coding region: 1-417 (138 amino acids)
Source: RefSeq, a predicted model, not a curated record
AUGUCGCCGGAGCGGUGGGGUUCGAUACCUCCUGAUUUCGCCCGCGUCCUAUCUGACAAAUUCACCUUGCGAGACCUGGCUACUUCCCUGAAGCAAACGAUCUCGAUCUCCAAAAACGAGAUGAAAGACCUGCUCCGGCGGUGCGGACGGCAGAUCUGGGAGAAGCUCAAGGAGAAAGCGCGGCCCGAGUACCAGGGCAACAUCUGGCAGAACCGCGACUACCGCGUCGACGCCGGGUCUGCGCUGCGCGACUGGCCGCGCGUCAAGAGUUGGAACCUGCAGGUCAACAGGGAGGCGGCCCGGGAGGUGCUGCGGGGCCGCACCACGCACCAGACUCUGUUCUGGGACGGGUUCGACCUGGAUAACGUCCCUAAAUACGGGGUCUGGGAGAAGAGCAUCUUGGACCGGUUCAUGUGA